AUGUUGAAAAUCAUUGUGCAAAACUCCAUCAGCAAGGUCGUCUUGCUCGACGUAGUCCAGAAUGUUCAAACUGGAGUUUUCGUCCCACUUCAUCUGAACCGUAUCAAGCUUCCCGAUGACUUAAUUCGCCCUCAUGAGGUACCGGAAGGUUUCAAAAGCUAUUAUUUAAAAGAAGCUCCACCUCGUCCACCCAGUUCUCUACCACCGCCUGGUAGUAUCACACUUGAAACCAACCUCAGCACAUUCCUUGGAAGCGGUCGUACUGGAAUAGUGUACUCUCUCGAAAACGCCGUCCUAUCGGAUUCCACUCACUUCUUGCCAGAGCUUGUGUUCAAGUUUGCCCGCUUACAUCGUUGCGCUGACCUCCACCGCGAGGCGUGGUUUUAUGAAGAAAUGGAAUGUCUUCAAGGUGUUGCUAUUCCGAGAUGCUACGGUCUAUUUGAAGCAGAAAUUCCGUCUGGCUGUGAAUUGCUACUGCCCGAGAAUCAAACACUCGUCAAUAAUCCAGAUUCUAGGGAUGCUCAAGUUGAUCAAGUUGUGCAUCCUUUGAUCACAGAGCUGCGCUCUACACGAAACAAAUUAUGUAUCUUGGUUGAGGAAAGAUUGGGUGGCCACUUGUCCAUCGGCUCGCCCGUCUCUCCGGAACUUCGUGAGGACUUGAAUACACUUUUCGAGGAGAUUGGCCAUCUUGGGGUUCUUAGUGAGAACGACAUCCGAUACGCGAACAUUUUACAAGCUCCAGCUUGCCCUCCUGGCCUCCCAAGCCUUGUCUCUCCAUUCACAUUUCGUACGCAUGGGUGGCGUAUGAUUGAUUUCGAGAUGGCAGCCAAAACACAACAAACUGCCCGAGCGUUGGCUAUUGGCCACCAGGAAUACCUUGAGUAUAUUCUGGAUGCUCUCGAAGCAGGAUAUGUAUGUGAUGUGGGCGGGUCAGAUUGA
Lentinula edodes (shiitake mushroom) is the source of this 939-nucleotide messenger RNA. RefSeq lists its product as uncharacterized. The transcript is spliced from 3 exons. The record is from RefSeq and is a predicted model, not a curated record. Gene Ontology annotation, molecular function: ATP binding. Lineage: Eukaryota; Fungi; Basidiomycota; Agaricomycetes; Agaricales; Omphalotaceae. Bases 1 to 939 code for a protein of 312 amino acids.